AUGCCUCUUUCUUGUCGAUUUUAUGCGAAUCAAUUUCCCGAUGUCGAAGACACCGUUAUGGUGAAUGUACGACAAAUUGCUGAAAUGGGCGCAUAUGUUUCUUUGCUUGAAUAUAACAAUAAAGAGGGAAUGAUUUUGCUAUCAGAAUUAUCAAGACGUCGUAUACGAUCAGUGAAUAAACUUAUUCGAGUGGGUAGAAGUGAAUGCGUUGUCGUAAUUCGAGUUGAUGAAGACAAAGGAUAUAUAGAUUUGUCGAAACGAAGGGUUUAUUCGAAGGAUUUGAUUCAGUGCGAGGAUCGAUUCGCCAAAGCAAAAGCAGUCAAUAGCAUAUUGCGCCAUGUUGCUGAUCAAUUGGAUUAUACUAAAGAAGAGGAAUUAGAAAAUUUAUAUGAAAAGACAGCAUGGUAUUUUGAUAAAAAAUUGAAAAAGAAAGCUGCUGCAUAUGAUGUCUUCAAAAAAGCCAUUAGUGAUCCAUCGGUCUUAGAUGAAUGCGAUAUAAAUAACGAAAUUCGUGAAAAGCUUCUGGAAGAUAUUCGUAAAAGAUUAACACCGCAAGCAGUAAAAAUUCGAGCUGAUAUUGAAGUAUCUUGUUUUGCUUAUGAUGGAAUUGAUGCAGUUAAAGAUGCACUUAUCAAAGGCCAGAAAUGUUCGACAGAAGAAAUGCCAAUAAAAAUCAAUUUGAUUGCCGCUCCAUUAUUUGUUGUUACUACUCAAACUAUGGAACGUGCUGAUGGUCUUUACGCUGUUAAUAAAGCUUUAGAUAUGAUUAAAACUACCAUUGAAUCGUAUCAAGGAAUUUUCAAAAUAGUUAUGCCACCUAAAGUAGUUACUGAUUUGGAUGAAGAAGAUAUCAAAAAACGAAUGGAACUUAUGGAAUUAGAAGAUGAUAUGAACAGUGAAAUUGAUGAUGAAGAAGAAGGUAAUCGUGGUGGCAUUAAUGAUGACGGUGAUGACGAUGGAUUGGUUGCUCCAAAGGGUCUGGAUCAACAGGCAGAUAUGCAAGAAGUUAGUCACACAACUAAUCAGACUGCCGAAGAUUCUGAUUAA
Messenger RNA from Dracunculus medinensis (Guinea worm), 1047 nucleotides. Lineage: Eukaryota; Metazoa; Nematoda; Chromadorea; Rhabditida; Dracunculidae. The record is from the annotation of a GenBank genome assembly.